GUGCUGCGCAGGCGAAACGGGUCCACCACAUGGUCUUGAGACAGCAUCGAUACCGAAAGUCCCCACACCUGCCGUGCCCGUUUCUAUAACGAGCUUCGUGGAGUGAUGAUUGGGUCCAACCCCACCUCUACGACACAUACUCACACAGAGUUUAUAUUGCGAGGGAUCCUUCUGUUCCAAGAGGGAUAGGAAGAUGCCCGUGUGUUGAUGGUCUGUCAUCAAAGCCUGACAAGUUGUCCUACCUGCUGCUAGUGUUGCCAAGAAGCCACGAGAGUGUUCGCGCGACGCCACACAAAAGACCAAAGAAAACGCCGCCUCUUGUCUGCUCUGCAAGAAACCUCGCCGACCAGCCACGUCUGCUGUCGCUGUCACGACGACUUGCUUGACCAGCGAGAUGGGUUCGACAACUAAUCCAGAGACUGCCGCCUCGCGGCCUCCCAUUGCCUCCGUCCUCCCUCCACUCAUCCUCGGCACUGCCACCUUCAACACCCAGUAUGUUGACGACCCGACGCGCAUGCCCUAUCAGUCCAUCGUCUCUCGAGCUCUCGAUCUUGGCGUCAAUGCAUUCGACACGUCCCCUUACUAUGGUCCGUCCGAAGUGCUCCUGGGUGACGCACUCCAUCACCUUACCGAGCCCAACACUGCGAAUGCAAAGAUUGCAGGACCGGAGGGCGCUUCGCUGCAGAAGCACCCGCGCGAGAGCUACAUGAUCCUCACAAAAGCCGGGCGCAUCACGGGGGAUUGCUUCGACUACUCCCCUGCCUGGAUCCGGUACAGCGUGUUGCGAAGCCUCGAGAGAUUGCACACGCCCUAUCUCGACCUGGUAUACUGCCACGACGUCGAGUUCGUUUCUCCAGCUGAAGUCCUCGCGGCAGUGAAAGAGCUGCGCAGGCUCCGCGACGAGGAUGAGGUUGUGCGCUAUGUCGGCAUCAGUGGCUACCCGGUCGACGUGCUGUGUGAGCUGGCGGAGAUGAUACAGCGUGAGACAGGCGAGGGAGUCGACGCAGUCAUGAGCUACUGCCACUGCACGGUGCAGAAUCAUCGUCUGCAGGAGCUGCCACCUCUUGUACGCUUCAAGCGCGCAGGCGUUUCUGCCGCCCUCAACGCCUCCAUGCUCGGCAUGGGCCUGCUGACCACCCGCGGCGUCGACCAUGGCCCACAGGCCGCAUGGCACCCGUCGCCACCGCCACUGCGCAGGGCCUGCGCUGAGAUGGCCGCUGCCGCCACGGCCGCGCAAGAGAAGCUGGAGCGCCUCUCGAUACGUUGGUCUCUGGACACGUGGGCUCGCGCGGGUGCUCGCUCGGGGCUGGGCUUGAGCGCCAGCGACAGUAAUAGCAUUGGCGCGAGCGUGAUGGGUAUCACCUCGCUUGCAGAGCUCGAGGAGACGUGGGAUGUGUGGAUGAGCGUGCUGGCCGAGAGCGUUCCGUCGACGGCCCUCGACCCCGAGGCGGCCAAGGAGGCGUCCAAGGACGUCGUGGUGAACGGAGACAAAGACCUGCAAACUGCCUCUUUGAAACGGUGCGACCAGGUUCAACAUCUUAUCAAGGAGAAGUUGUGGCCGCUGCUCGGCGAGUGGAGAAACCACAGCUGGCCCUCGGGUGGAGACGGCUUCGUCAACGAUAGAGCGCCUGAAGAGAUGGGCGUCGUCCCCACGGACGAUGGAGUCAUUGCCAGAUUCGAGGCCAAGAAGCAGCUGGGCUGACCGGGAUGGUGGUGGUCAGAUGGAAACCUCCCAAGGCACCCUCGGUUAGAGACGGAGGGAUCCCAUGUUACGGGUUUUGCGAGUGAUGAUUUCCAAUUUCUAGAUAUUCAUCUUGCAGCACUUGUGUUCUAGAGGGACGGACAGAUACACGCUACACCGCAAGGAAUAGUCAAAAGUAGACACAUCAGAUUAAAGUUAUGGCCUAUUUGGUCUUAGC
Molecule: messenger RNA, 1919 nt
Organism: Cryphonectria parasitica EP155
Lineage: Eukaryota; Fungi; Ascomycota; Sordariomycetes; Diaporthales; Cryphonectriaceae
Product: Aldo/keto reductase
Exons: 3
Coding region: 395-1702 (435 amino acids)
Biological process (GO): dehydro-D-arabinono-1,4-lactone biosynthetic process
Cellular component (GO): cytosol
Molecular function (GO): D-arabinose 1-dehydrogenase [NAD(P)+] activity
Source: RefSeq, a predicted model, not a curated record